Messenger RNA from Setaria italica (foxtail millet), 3007 nucleotides. RefSeq lists its product as uncharacterized. The coding region runs from base 947 to 2284 and encodes 445 amino acids. The transcript has a single exon. NCBI's taxonomy places the organism in Eukaryota, Viridiplantae, Streptophyta, Magnoliopsida, Poales, Poaceae. The record is from RefSeq and is a predicted model, not a curated record.
GUUCAGGGGGUUAAGCGGACAAAGUGGAUAGGUGAGGGGAGUAAAAUGGACUUUUUCCUAAAUACUACAAAAGCAAUGGUGGUGGCAAGAUUAUAAAUGACAAUAUAAUUUUCCCAAUAAAAUAAAAAAUGCUAAGUUCUUGGAGAUUUCAUUUUUUAGCAACUGGACUUGCUUUUCCAGUAGCGUAACAUAAGGCUAUCGGGGAAAGCCAUAGGUGUUGCAUUAGCUAGCAGCAGAAAAUAGAGAAAUGCUGCAGGGGAGAUUUCUUCUGAAAUAUAUGUUUUGAAAGUAAACGAUACAAGUUGCAUGAUAUAUUGAAUCUUCAUUAAUUCCUGACUCACAAUCUCAAGUUAUGUAUAGUUUCUGUUAAUAUGUACAGAUUUAUGUUUAUCCCUUUCUGGCCCAUGUUGGCCUUAUGGCCCAUUCGACCCAUACUUUGUAUACUUGUAACCCUAGACUGAAUGCAACGAGGGCAGUCUGGUUAUUCUUCCCUUCUUCUCUAACAUGGUAACAGAUCCUGGUUCUCCCCAACGCCGCCACCGCUUGCAGCCUCUCUCUGCCGGCAAGCUUCUCUUCGCCGGCGAGCCUGCUGCUGACAGGAUCCUGCGGCACACCCUCCCUGCUGCCUGAUUGUGGCUCUCCCUUCGUUGCGCCGCCUGUUCCCGCGGCCUUUGCGUCACCGGUAGAGACGGUGCCCCUUCCCCUCUGCGUCGCCGAUUGAGGUAACGCCCUCACCCUCUGCGUCGCCGGUCGAGGCAGUGCCCCUCCCUCUCUGCAGUGCCGAUUGAGGUGCCGCUCCUCAUCUCCUGUACGUCUACGUCUCCGAUUCGGUUGCCGCCCCUCCUCUCCUCUCCAUCUAACCAGCAACAGAGGGAGUUCGUGCUGCUGUUUGUGCUGCUGUGGCGUCCACCUCUCCAACGUCAGCCUCGUCCCUCUUCUUACGGUCAUGGGGUCAUCUGCUGCUCCUUCUACCACUCUUGCACCCGUUUCAUUUGGUGCCCCUGUCAUGGAUGUGAAGCUCAAUGGAUCAAACUACAGAGAAUGGGCUUUCUCUCUCAAAAUGCUGCUGCGAUCUGCUGAUCUUGCCUCACAUCUCACUGAUGCCCCACCACCAGCCACUAAUGAUAAAGAGGUCAAAGCUUGGAACCUUGAAGAUGAUCGGGUAAUGACAACUAUCUGCAUGAGUAUUGAUCUGAGCAUUCGCUCCUGUCUUGAGGAUCACAAUACUGCAAAAGAGAUGUGGGACUACCUGAAAGGUCGCUAUCAACAAAGCAGCUCGGUCCUUCGCUAUUCACUUCGCCAGAACCUUCAUCAUCUCCAACAGCAGGACAUGUCGGUUGAGGAGUAUUAUAAUGCCUUCACUAAGAUAUCACGCCAGCUUGAUUCAAUGGUUCCCAAGCCUUCUCCCUUAUGCAAGGAUUGUGUCCCAUCUUUGACUGACAGAGACAAGUAUGAUCAGCAGAAUACUAUGUUUGACUUUGUGAUGGGUCUGCGGUCUGAGUUUGAACCCAUUCGUGUUCAGCUUUUGGGGAGACCUACUCUUCCUACAUUGUCUGAAGCACUAUCUGCCCUCAUGGCUGAGGAGACGCGCCUUAAAACUCUUACUGCACCAGUGUCUCAGCAUUCAGUGCUAGCUGCUCCUUCCCUGUCUGUUUCGGUUGCAGCACCAGCCACCUCUCAAAAGACUCCUUGCAGCCAAUGUGGCAGGACGAAUCAUCCAGAUGAACGGUGUUUCAAGAAGUAUCCUCACCUCUUGGCUGAAAUGCGAGCAAAGCGUGCUGCUUCAUGCCGGGGGCCACUUGCAGCUUCUUCUAGCACCCAAGCAGUAGCUGCACCACAGUUCCAAGCAACAGCACCUCAGUUCCAACAAGCAGUAGCAUCUCAGUUCCAACUUCACUCAGCACCUCAGUUCCAACAGCAAUCUAGCAGCACCACCUCUGCUCCAGUUAGUGCAUACAUGUCAGCUAGCUCCUUGUCCUCCACAUUGCACCCAGGUACUAGUUUUUGGGUGUUGGAUUCCGGAGCUUCUUUUCAUAUGACUUCCGAUUCCUCUCAUUUGGAUUCUUGUCAGCCAAUCGCUGAUACUCGUUCUCGUUCUGUUCAGACCGCUGAUGGUAACUUUUGCACAGUUACUCAUCAGGGAAAUCUUGUCACUUCUGAUUUUGAUGUUUCUCUUGUGCCAAAACUUUCCAUGAAUCUUAUUUCUGUUGGCCAACUAGCUGAUAUGAAUUGUGUUAUUGGGUUUGAUGCCACCUCUUGUUUUAUUCAGGAUCGGCAAACCUGAGCACUUCUUGGUACUGGCCGUCGCCAUAAAAGCUCAUCAGGUCUCCACAUCCUUGAUCAUCUUCGGUUGCCGCCAUCACCUUAUUUUGCAUCAUCUGAUGGAUAAGUCUUUGUACUGCUGGUCUUUGUGGGGCUCUUUGUACUUUUGUUCUUUGUGGGGCUGCAGCACUUCCUGCAUGCUGCAGCACUAGGCCAUCAUCUUAGACUAGCUUUUAGGAUAGCAUCUUAGACUAGCAUCUAGCAUAUGCUUGGCUGCCCACCAGCCUAUAUAUAUGAAUCCCCAACCCCUUGGUUGGUCAUGGCAUUGUGUGAGAAGUAAACCAGAAAAAUCGCCCCAACCUCUAGUGUCAUCCUCUCAAUGAGAGUAACAAUUCAGCUACUAACAUCAUCGUCAUCAGCUUCUAUUGCGGCCACUUUCCCUCAAUGGCAUCAUCGCUUAGGUCAUUUGUGUGGCUCACGUCUGUCUACCUCAGUCAAGCAGGGUGUUCUUGGUCAUGUAUCAAUUGAUCGCUCUUUUGAAUGUACUGGUUGUAAACUAGGGAAACAGAUUCAACUUCCUUAUCCCUCUAGUGACUCCAAAACUACACAACCUUUUGCUCUUGUACAUUCUGAUGUAUGGGUACCUGCUCCUUUUGCCUCCAAAGGUGGCCACAAGUAUUAUGUCAUAUUCAUUGAUGAUUAUUCUCGCUACACCUGGAUUUAUUUCAUGAAGCAUCGGUCUCAA